GGUUCCGGAGUUCUCUUUCCGGAAGUGACCUGUAGGGCCCCGUGGCCGCAGCGUGACGCGGGUGCCGGCGUGUUAGAGAGAGCGCUAGAAGGACCCGGCGUGGGUUACCCCAACUAGAGCAAAAGAUACUUGGGAACUUGUAGCUGCGGGGACCGAGUCCUACGGCGUAAACCUCUGCCUGCUGCAGCAUGCCUCAUAAGAAGAAGAAGCCAUUUAUAGACAAAAAGAAAGCUGUAUCUUUCCACCUAGUACACCGAAGCCAGAGGGAUCCUUUAGCAGCAGAUGACACUGCACCUCAGAGAGUUCUACUGCCUGCACACAAAAGAGAAGAUGAGGAGAGGCGAGCUGAACAAAGAAAAUAUGGAGUCUUCUUUGAUGAUGAUUAUGACUACCUGCAGCACCUGAAGGAACCAUCUGGGCCCUCUGAGCUGAUUCCCUCAUGCCUUCAGAGUGAUGUACAAGAACAAACAUCAUUGAUUGCAACUCCUGGAAUUAAGUUGCCUUCAUCUGUAUUUGCAUCAGAGUUUGAAGAAGAUAUAGGACUAUUAAAUAAAGCAGCUCCUGUAUCAGGUCCUCGAUUGGAUUUUGAUCCUGACAUUGUUGCAGCUCUGGAUGAUGAUUUUGACUUUGAUAAUCCAGAUAAUCUGCUUGAAGAUGAUUUCAUUUUACAGGCCAAUGAGCCAACAGGAGAAGAUGGACAGAUGGAUAUGGAUUUUAGGAGAUACGAUUUCAAAGAUGACAAUCAUGGAAAACAUAUGGAAAAUGACAGCGAUGAAGAUGAUUAUGACUCUGAGGGUGUAUUAUCAGAUGAAGAAUUAUCUAUCUAUGGAGAAAGUCAAAAGGAUUUGUUUUUGGAAGAAGAAACUAAGAGUCGCUUCACAGAUUAUUCUAUGACUUCCUCUAUCAUGAGGAGGAAUGAACAACUGACUUUACUAGAUGAAAGAUUUGAGAAGUUCUUUGAGCAGUUUGAUGAUGAUGAGAUUGGAGCAUUGGAUAAUGCAGAAUUGGAAGGUUUUAUUCAUGCAGAUAGCAACCGGUUACAAGAGGUUCUGAAUGACUAUUACAAAGAGAAAGCAAAGAACUGUGUCAAAUUGGAUACUCUUGAACCCCUUGAAGAUGAUAACUUACUCAUUAAUGAAAAAGAUGAGGAUGAUGAAGAAGAAAUUGUUACUGUAGUUCUUGAAGAGCCCAAAGAGAAAUGGGAUUGUGAAUCUAUUUGUAGUACAUAUUCGAAUUUAUACAAUCAUCCUCAGCUUAUCAAGUGCCCACCAAAGCCCAAACACAUCCAGAUCUCCUCUAAAACAGGAAUACCUCUAAACAUCUUACCACAGAAAGGACCUACAGCAAAACAAAUUGAACGAAUGCAGAUGAUUAAUGACAGUGAUCUGCCUAGAGUAUCAGUCCAACCACGUUGUAAAAAUGAAACCAAAGAAGACAGAAAAGCGAGAAAACAAGCUAUAAAAGAAGAACGUAAGGAACGCAGAGUGGAGAAGAAAGCAAACAGAUUAGCCUUUAAAUUGGAGAAAAGAAGACAGGAAAAAGAGCUGCUCAACUUGAAGCAGAAUGUUGCUGGUCUGAAGCUCUGAUAAUGGAACAUUGAGACUGGCCCUUUGUACUGCUUUUGUGGACUCUUUGCUGAGUAUCCCUUUUUGGACUGAACUGUGAGAAAAGACAAAACUGAUUCUCCAGCCAAUUACAGGAAUAUGUACAGGGAAAAGAGAGUGUUUGGAUUGUUUCAUGCCAGCACUUUUUUAAAUGAACAUCUUUUUGCAAACAUUAAAUCAGAUUGCUUUGAUAUGUAGAUUUUUCUUUCCCAAAAACAAAAUAACUUUAUGAGUAUGAAGUAUUUAUAAAUAUCUUGUCAAAUAACAUUUGAUUAAAGAAACUCUAAUGGCA
This is a messenger RNA of Antechinus flavipes (yellow-footed antechinus), 1896 nucleotides long. It is a transcript of the gene LTV1, whose product is annotated as LTV1 ribosome biogenesis factor. NCBI's taxonomy places the organism in Eukaryota, Metazoa, Chordata, Mammalia, Dasyuromorphia, Dasyuridae. Bases 189 to 1586 code for a protein of 465 amino acids. Gene Ontology annotation, cellular component: preribosome, small subunit precursor; nucleus; cytosol. The record is from RefSeq and is a predicted model, not a curated record. Gene Ontology annotation, biological process: ribosomal small subunit biogenesis; ribosomal small subunit export from nucleus. The transcript is spliced from 11 exons.